CUCGACCGUCAUGGAGGAUUACGCUACGAUGGAUACUUCACCGAGCGAGGAGCCGUCAAGCGAACCAGUGUUGGAUAGCGAACAACAGAUUUUACUCGAAUUACUCGAAGAACACAGCACACCAUACGCAAAGGCAGCCAGUGCAUUAUAUUUCAGGCGUAUCUUUACUGCAGAUUUGCCAAGUGAAACACAAGACCCUGGAAAGUAUGCCCGUUUGGUCGAACUUUUGCUUCGCAUCGUUUGUAAUGAUAACCAUCCAGCAGAUACCCGUGUAAAUGCAGCAUGGGCUAUAACAAAUAUGGCUUGUAUGUCUGAUAAAGUAAAUCAUCUGAUUGUUGACAGCGGAGGCAUCGAUGCCCUUUUGAGUGGAGUCAUUUCUGGUACAGGUGAAUUCCGGAUCCAGUGCAUUUGGGCUUUGGGUAAUAUAGCUGCCGAUUGUGCUAGGUGUAAGGAAAAAUGCCGCAAUACAGGCCUUAUUACGGUGCUCGCCAGGCUACUUUCCCAAAAUGUCCAUACUGAACACGGUGAUCUCAAAAAUGUUGUGUGGUGCGUGAUGAACUUAUUGCGCGGUGGAGUACGGAACGGCAGCAUACCCGUGACGACUGUACAAAUGUUAGUGAAGUCUCUGUUUGAUCUCUUGAAGAAGUACGCAGUAUGGACGGAACUGGCCAAAGACUGUCUUUGGACACUAGCUUCGAUAGCUGAUGAUAUGCACCAAGGGACCCAGAUCGAUGUCGUACUUAGCGAAGAAGGCCUUAUCGAUUUGACAUUUGAAAUUCUAGACUCGGAUUUUAUUGAACUUCAUCAUGGCGCUCUGCGCAUUCUUGGAAACAUAAUCACUGGGAAUGAUGUGCAAACAGCAGCAGUAGUGAAUCAUCCGCGAUUUUACGACGUUUUGUCGCGCUCGAUGUCGUAUCAAUCUGUGCCUGAUGUGCGAAGAGAAGCCGCUUGGAUGUGUUCUAAUAUAGCAGCAAGCAAUCAGGAGCACAUGGAUCUGCUAUUUUUGGAUUGGAACAUUUUUGAGAUGCUCUUGGAGGGUGUCAGCACAGCUGAGAGGAAAUUGAAGAAGGAAUGCAUGUGGACAAUUGUUAACUUACUAACUGGAGCUAACGAAGUGAAAAUACGCUUUAUGGUUGCGUGUGGAGUUUUCUUCCUAUUUCCGGCCCUUCUAGCAACAUCGGAUUUCCGUCUGACUGAACGAACUAUGCACGCAUUACGUAGUCUUCUACCAUUUUACCCUGAACAUGCUACACUCAUUAAAGAUUCAAAUAUGCUCUCGUUAAUAAAAGAGCGUUUUCUCGAAACCGAUAUGCAUUUACAGGAGCUCAAGAACGAAAUUGAGUUUUUUAUCAAUGCAAGAUGUGUACCGCACAUUCCAACAUGUACAUACACAUUUAUUGACGAUGUGUCGAAGCAAACGCAGUCAUCACGAGCAUAUCUAAUUUAA
This is a messenger RNA of Cylicocyclus nassatus, 1447 nucleotides long. The record is from the annotation of a GenBank genome assembly. NCBI's taxonomy places the organism in Eukaryota, Metazoa, Nematoda, Chromadorea, Rhabditida, Strongylidae.